This is a messenger RNA of Mirounga angustirostris (Northern elephant seal), 2482 nucleotides long. It is a transcript of the gene IFNGR1, whose product is annotated as interferon gamma receptor 1. The record is from RefSeq and is a predicted model, not a curated record. NCBI's taxonomy places the organism in Eukaryota, Metazoa, Chordata, Mammalia, Carnivora, Phocidae. Gene Ontology annotation, molecular function: cytokine binding; cytokine receptor activity. Gene Ontology annotation, biological process: type II interferon-mediated signaling pathway. Gene Ontology annotation, cellular component: plasma membrane.
GGUCCGGAAGUGACGCGAGGCUCCGGCUCCAGGCUGGACGCCCGCAUUCUCUCAGGGCCGCACCCUGAGUCAACCCCGGGCAGCAUGGCUCUGCAACUUCUGUUCCUCCUCGUCUUGCAGGCCGGGAGCUGGGCUGCGAUGAGCCCCGCGGAUCUGGAGCUGUCUUCGGUGCCGAUACCAACCAAUAUUAAAUUUGAGGCCUAUAACUUUAAUACUGUCCUAUUUUGGGACUACCCAACCAUGCCACAGACCCCUGUUUUUACUGUACAGGUAAAGAACUAUGGGGAAGCAAUAUGGAUUGAUGCCUGCAAUACCUCUCAUCAUUAUUGUAAUAUCUUUUCUGUAAUUAAUGAUCCAUCACUUUCUCUGUGGGCCAGAAUUAAAGCUAGGCUUGGACAAAAAGAAUCAGCCUAUGUAGAGUCAAAAGAAUUUAUUUUAUGUAAACAAGGGAACAUCGGACCACCUGCAGUGGGUAUCAGAAAGAUGGAAAACCAAAUCAUCAUUGACAUAUUUCACCCUUUAACUAAUAUAAGUGGAAGAGAGCCAGUACCCAUCUAUGAUGAAAAUAAUUGUCACAUAUUCAUGUACACGGUGGAUUUGAGAAUAAAUGGAAGUAAGACCACGUAUAAAAUGAAAGUAGAGAAUGAAAAUGAUUGCAAUGAGACUCAGUGCCACCUCGUUAUCCCGGUGUCCUCCCUGAAUUCUGACUACUGUAUUUCAGCAGAAGGGGAAUCAAAAGAUUGGUCUGUUAAAACUGAGAUGUCCAAAGAACUUUGUAUUACCACUUCUGAUGAUAACCGCAUGGAAGAUUCUAUUUGGAUUCCAGUUGUUGCUGUUCUCCUACUUUUUCUAGUACUUAUCCUGGUAUUUGUCUGUUGUUACACUAAGAAGAUGAAUCCGUGUAAGAGGGAGAGCAUCAUGUUACCCAAGUCCUUGCUGUCUGUGGUAAAAAAUGCCUCUUCAGAGACAAAAUCUGAAUCAAAAUGUAUAUCACCCAUCACCUACCAACCGAUUGCCCCAGAAAAUGAGAAGAUGGUCUGGGAAGAGCAGUUGUCUCCAGCAACACUUGGUACGCCCACUGAAGACAACCUAGGAAAAACGGAACACCGAGAAGACGUUUCCGGUGAAAUAGAAGUGGUGACCACUGAAGAAAAUACUUCUGACGUGGCUUCUGGUAGUCCUCUGACCCCAGGAAUGAGAGAGAAUUCUGUCCAUCCAAAUAGUAACCAGUCUGAACCCUGUGUCGUCACCUUAAACUCCUAUCACUCCAGAAAUGGUUCUGAUAGUGGCGUUGUGGAAUCCGACAGCUUCUUAUCUGACUCAGAAUUUCCCCCAAAUAAUAAAACUGAAAUAAAGACCGAAGGACAGGAGUGCGUGGUGCUGAGAAACACUACCACCUCCUUUGGUUACGACAAGCCGCAUGUGUUAGUGGAUCUGCUUGUGGACGAAAGUGCUAAGGAAUCCUUGAUUGGUUAUAGACUGACAGCAGAUUCCAAAGAGUUUUCCUAAGGGCAACGAAGACGUGCCAACUUUGAAGGAUCGGCUUUUCCCAAACAGGUUUUCCGCUUUGAUUUCACGAAAGGAUCAUUCUUUCAGAAAUUGUGUCUUUGUCGAUAUUAACCAAGUAAGAGUAUCUAGGUUUACAUAAAUUGCCAAGAGGCUCUUUGGCACUGUGACAUUUGGUCUGAAAACUGCAAAGGCUUUUGAAAUUUUCCAUCUAGGUGGGCUGUUAGUUAACAGUGAAAACUCUUUUAAGAACCCUGCUUCUUAUGAUAGUAGGUGAGAUACCCCAGGGUCCUUUCUAAUCACUUCCAAGACCUAGAAUAGACUUUUUUUCGUUUCUGUGUCUCAGCUUGGUAUUUGUUUUUGGAACUCUACGAGAUAUAUAUAUAUAUAUAUAUAUAUAUAUAUAUAUAUAUAUAUAUUGUACAUAUAUAUAUAUUUUUUUAAUAGAGCAUGAGAGCAUGAGUGGGGGAAUGAGGGGCAGAGGGAGAGCGAGAGAGAAUCUUAAGCAGGCUCCACACCCAGCACAGAAUUUGAUGCGGGGCUUGAUUUCAUGAUCCUGAAGCCAUAACCUGAGCCAAAAUCAAGAGCCGGAUGCUUAACUGACUGAGCCAUCCAGGUGCCCCUAUGUAUAUAGUAUUUUUUUUUAUAUAUAUAGUAUUUUUAAAUGGUCACUUUCAGAAGAAAUCCUGAAAGCUUUCCAAAAUUGAAUUUAAAAUCUAAUUCAAAUCAAUAGACUUAAUAAGGAAUAUGUAAAUAGAAACAUGUAGAUAUUUUUCAUGGAACAUUUCAUUUAGAGACUUGUAAAUAAAGUAUAUUUAAAAUUCAUUUUUGUACUCAUUUAUUCAAGCACUCAGGCCGUUAACCUAGUAUUUUUUAUGCAUUUGCCUGUUUCCAUGCAUUGAGACUAUAGAAUUAUUUUCUAAUUAUUCAUAUCUAAUCUUUAAAACAGUCCUAAAAACAAUGUAAUCUUUAAAAA